AUGCUAGAUCUGUCCUCGAAUUCAUUUUUUGGCCUUAUUCCAAAUACAUUUGGCAACUUGAGAUUCCUCAAACGGCUUGUCCUAGAGUACAAUAACUUGAUCACUGAAUCACCUACUGCGCAAUGGAGCUUUCUCUCUUCUUUAACAAAUUGCAGGAAACUGAGACUUUUGGUCUUAAAUUCUAAUCCAUUGUCUGGUUUCCUUCCACUUUCAAUUGGGAAUCUAUUUUCAUCUCUUCAAUAUUUUCUUGCAAAUAAUUGUAAACUCAAAGGCAGCAUUCCUAUAGAGUUCGGUAACUUGCAUAGCUUGAUAUUUCUAGAACUUUCAAGGAAUGAGUUGAAUGGAUCUAUUCCGACUAUUGUGGGAAGAUUACGGUGUCUCCAAGUUUUAAAGCUCGUUAUUAAUAAUUUGCGGGGACCCAUUCCGUAUGAGCUUUGCCAAUUACAGACAUUGGGUGAACUGCUGUUAAAUGAUAAUAUGCUCUACGGAUCGAUACCUACAUGCUUGGUGAAUUUGACUUCUCUAAGACAUCUGCAAUUAGGCUCCAACAAACUAACUUCUAGCAUACCAUCAUCCUUAUGGACUGUUCAAUAUAUCUUGUAUGUAAACUUGUCAUCAGAUUCAUUAAGUGGUUCUCUCUCUUCAGAUAUACAGAGUUUGAAGGUCUUGAAAGAUCUAGAUUUGUCAAGAAAUCAGUUAUCAGGCAAUAUUCCCGUCACCCUUGGGGACCUUAAAGAUCCAGAAACUCUAUCUUUGGCAGAUAAUAGAUUUGAAAGCCCUAUCCCUAGCACAUUUGGAACAUUGAUAAGCUUGGUAUCCUUGGAUCUUUCUAAUAAUAGUCUCUCAGGUGGAAUUCCCAAGUCAUUGGAAGCUCUCUCACAUCUUGAAAACUUUAAUGUCUCUCUUAAUGGUUUAGAAGGGGAAAUUCCCACCAAAGUUUUGGUUCAGUAUUCAAAGGGACAUUUUCAGAUGGAACUAAUGUUGCAGUAA
This is a messenger RNA of Pistacia vera, 990 nucleotides long. RefSeq names its product receptor kinase-like protein Xa21. The record is from RefSeq and is a predicted model, not a curated record. The coding region runs from base 1 to 990 and encodes 329 amino acids. Gene Ontology annotation, molecular function: protein binding. The transcript has 2 exons. NCBI's taxonomy places the organism in Eukaryota, Viridiplantae, Streptophyta, Magnoliopsida, Sapindales, Anacardiaceae.